Toxorhynchites rutilus septentrionalis is the source of this 1143-nucleotide messenger RNA. RefSeq lists its product as uncharacterized. The record is from RefSeq and is a predicted model, not a curated record. Gene Ontology annotation, molecular function: nucleic acid binding; zinc ion binding. Bases 138 to 1124 code for a protein of 328 amino acids. The transcript has 2 exons. NCBI's taxonomy places the organism in Eukaryota, Metazoa, Arthropoda, Insecta, Diptera, Culicidae.
GUUUAACCGUUGAGGCGAGUGGAAGCAAAUAAAAGGGUUAAGGACAAUUUACGGACUUUCAAUUAUUCCGGGAAAUAGGAGGAUACUUUCAGACGAGACGCUACAAAUUGGCGCAGUCGGUAGGAUCAUUUUUUGUGAUGGAUAACGACAAAAGCUUUUCUUUGGAGCAAUUUAACGAUGCAGUUGAUGCAUCGGAUCUCCGCCGGGAGUGGGAAGAGUGGCUUAGGUCAUUCGAGCUACUGAUGGAGUUGAAGCAAGUUGGUUCACAGCGUGAGAAAUUGGUUCUCAUGCUCGCACGCGGUGGUCGUGGCCUUCAAAGGAUUUAUUACAAUCUGAGGCCUGUUCCAGAAGAAAUUCAACCAGGACCGACAAAAGUACCACUGGCACCCCAAGAGAUUCCAGAGUAUAAUAACGCUGUCAAACGUCUGAAUAAUUUUUUUGUUGGUAAGCGCAACGAGCGUGUUGAGCUCGAAGUUUUUCGCUCACUAAAGCAGUCAUCCGAUGAAUCGUUCAGCCACUUUAUCCUCAAACUACGAACGCAAGCCGCCCGUUGUGAUUUCCGGGAACGCGAGGAAAAAGAAAUUUUACAUCAGGUAACAAUGGGCGCUCGAGAUGAGAGGGUAAAGGACAAGGGCCUCGAAAACGUGAUGGAACUUGAUGAGCUGAUGAACUACGCCAUCAAUCGCGAACUUCUGAUGAAACAGAAGGAGAAAUCACAGUCGUUUAGAGCAGUGAUUGAGACACCUGGGGUUUCCGCGGUGAGCCGGGAAACGGAGAGGAAGCCACAAUAUAGAGAGAAAAACACCGGUAUGCGCUAUUUCAACCGUGAAAAGCCAUGGAGUGGAAAAAUGUCCGUCAGGCAGGAAUGUGAUUGCUGUGGUUCCUGGCAACACCACAAAGAUUCACGGAACUGCAUUGCUCGGAACUCACGAUGUAACAAUUGCGGUCGUACAGGCCAUUUCGCUAGGAAAUGCAGAGCCAUGCGAAAGACACAGCUUAAAGCACGCACCACUUGGAAGUCCACCAAUAACGAGGCCGCCUACGCCAUACGGGAGGAAAAUCACAGCGACGAGGAGCCACUACGCCGUCGUCCGAAACCGGAAGAGUCGAUGGAGGUAGAAUAAUGUUUAUACUUUAUCUCAU